Messenger RNA from Mercenaria mercenaria, 12840 nucleotides. Its product is annotated as dynein axonemal heavy chain 10-like. Bases 88 to 11436 code for a protein of 3782 amino acids. The transcript has 63 exons. Gene Ontology annotation, molecular function: ATP binding; minus-end-directed microtubule motor activity; ATP hydrolysis activity. Gene Ontology annotation, biological process: microtubule-based movement. NCBI's taxonomy places the organism in Eukaryota, Metazoa, Mollusca, Bivalvia, Venerida, Veneridae. Gene Ontology annotation, cellular component: dynein complex. The record is from RefSeq and is a predicted model, not a curated record.
CAGCUUUGAUCCUCUGUACCAGAACUAGCAAGAAAUGUUGCGCUUCAGGAUGAGAAGUACAUAAAGUAUGUAGAAAGUCUGACCCACAUGUUACAGAGAUAUAAUAAACUACUGGCCAGUCUUGAUCAUGCUGAGAGUGUUUUGUUAGAGGAUCAUGUACGUGAACUGCGUCGUGUGAUCCGUCCUGGCGCUAAACGUCUCAACUGGAACUCUCUUGGUAUCAAAGAUUACUGCCAUAAAUGUGAACAGGCUAUAGCAAAGUUUGAAUCCCUAGUUAACCAGAUACAGAAGAAUGCGAAGGACAUAAAUCAGCGUCUGGUCAUGAUUGAGAAUGCCAAUCUCUUCAAAUCACCACCCCAGAAGUAUCCAGACACACUUCCAGGUUGUAAGGAAUAUUAUGAACAUAUUGAGAGAGAAAGGUCGAAAGACAGCGAGAUUCUUGCAAGGAAGUACAGAGCUAUCGGACCUCUGCUCACCAAGAUGGAAGGUCUAGUUGUUCAUACAAAUUCAGGAAAAUCCCCAAAAUUACACCAGUAUUACGCUCACUGGGAGAAGAAAGUGUAUGAGGCAUUGACAAAGCUGAUUCUCAAUAACCUGAAGAGAUUUGAGGUGGCUCUGAGAUCAGAGAAACCCCUAUUCCAGGUGGAGACACUUCUAGCAGCUCCAGAUGUUGUGCUGCAUCCUCAGGCAAAUGAAGUGUAUAAACUGACACUGCAGUGUGUCCGAGACUGUGUUGAAUGCACUAAGCUGUUUGUACGCUGGAUGAACGGUACAUGUAUAGAAUGUCAGCCACAGAAAGUUGAGGGUGAAGAUGAGCUGUACCAGUUCACAUUCUUUACUGAUAUUUCGGUGAACAGCGAGACAAUUGACACUGUGCAGACUAUACAUUACAACAUCAAAAAUACCCUGACCAACAUGCAGAGAUACCUGAACAGGUGGAAGAAAUACAGGAGCAUCUGGAAAGUUGAUAAGCAAGCUCUAGCAGACCGCUGGUUCCAGAAAGACCCAACAGUUGUAUCAUUUGACAACAAGCUGCAGUAUUACUUCAAAACAAUAGAUGAAGUAGAGACAAUACCAGUUGUAAAGGACCAGGAAUGUAUCAGACUAUACAUGCAGCCGCUCGCUUCAUCCGUCAAGGAACAUGCCAAACAGUGGAUAGGAUGUCUUGGUAAACUGUUGAGAGACUCAGCAAAGGACAAUCUCUUCCAGCUCAAUGAUAAUCUUGAUAAUAAAUCUGACGACCUUGAGCAGACACCAAGCACUCUGGAGGACUUGAAGUUUGUGUUGACCACAAUAUCUGACAUUAAAGCCAUAUCUCUUGAGGUAGAAGACAAGAUCAGGGACAUACAGGAGAGAUAUAGGACCCUGUCUAUGUAUGAUAUUGAGGUGACAGAACAAGAGAAAGAGCUACAGUGGAAGAUGCCACAGAUCUGGGAAGAUCUUGUCUGGAAAUCCAAGAAUGUUGAUGCCAGUCUUUUUGCUGUCAAGAAAAAGUUCAAGGAGAUUACACAAGAGCAAAUAAAGGGUUUCAGUGAGGAGUUGAAGGAAUUUUCUGACAGAUUCUACCUGGAGGGACCUGGUGCUGUUGGUUCUAAUUUGGAUAAAGGUGUUGAGCUGAUGAAAGCUUACCGUGUUGAGGUGAACAAGUAUGAGGCAGAACGACAGGAACUUGCAAACGCUGAGAAACUGUUUGAUCUACCAAUCACUAUGUACCCUGACCUUCAGCAAGUCCAGAAACAGAUGAAAGGUCUAGAGAUGAUCUAUGCCCUCUACGAGGAACAACAGGCUGCUAGAGAGUCUUGGUCCGAGACAUUGUGGGCCAACUUGAACAUCCAGAUUCUGCAAGAUGGUAUUGAAACAUUCCUGAAGAACUUACGUAAGAUGCCACGAGAAGUGAAGCAGAUGGCAGUAGCACGUUCACUGGAAGAGAAAAUGAAGGAAUUCAGGGACUCAUUGCCCCUGUUUGUGGACCUCAAGCAUGAGGCUCUUAGAGACAGACAUUGGAAGGAGUUGAUGACAAAGACCGGACAGAAGUUUGACAUCAACCCAGAGACAUUCACCCUAGCCAACAUCUUUGCUAUGGAGUUACAGAGGUACCAUGAAACUAUUGGAGAAAUUGUCACCAUGGCCAGCAAGGAAAUGGGAAUAGAAAAGGGAGUGAAAGAGAUUGAGGAGACCUGGAACAGCAUGAAAUUCACUGUUGUACCUUACAUGAAAGGGACGUCACACCGUGGUUUCAUCCUCGGAGCCAUUGAUGAGAUUGUUCAGAGUUUGGAUGACAGUUCGAUGAACCUGCAGAGUAUGUCAGCAUCGAGAUUUAUUGGUCCCUUCCUGAAUAGUGUACAGAACUGGGAGAAAAGUCUGUCACAUAUCUCCGAAGUCCUUGAUGUAUGGAUGGUUGUACAGAGAAAGUGGAUGUAUCUGGAAGGUAUAUUUAUUGGAGGAGAUAUCAGAUCACAGCUACCAGAGGAGGCCAAGAAGUUUGACCAGAUUGACAAAACAUUCAAAAAGAUAAUGAAUGACACACAUAAAGUACCAACCAUCAAGCUGUCGUGUCACGCCCAGAAUCGUCUACAGGAUCUUGAGGCACUAAGCAUGGGGCUGGAGAAAUGUCAGAAAUCUCUGAACGAUUACCUUGACUCAAAGAGAAAUGCCUUCCCAAGAUUCUUCUUUAUUUCCGACGAUGAAUUGCUCAGUAUUCUGGGUAGUAGUGAUCCCGAAUGUGUACAGGAACAUAUGAUAAAGAUGUUUGACAACAUUGCUGCGCUCAGAUUCAGUAAGGGUAACAACAAUGAAAUACUGGCAACUGCUAUGAUAUCUGCCGAGGGUGAGGUGAUGGAUUUUGCCACUCACGUACCAGCCGAGGGUCGAGUUGAGGACUGGAUGACCAGCAUGCUGGAGGAGAUGAGGGCAACAAACAGACUGAUUACCAAGGAGGCUAUAUUCUACUACUGUGAAAACAAAGAAAGAGUUGAAUGGAUGAUGGGGUACCAGGGCAUGGUCUGUCUAGCUGGGAACCAGGUAUGGUGGACCUGGGAGGUAGAAGAUGUCUUUACCAAAGUGAAGAAGGGACAGAAAACAGCGCUUAAGGAUUAUGCGAAGAAACUACAUGGUCAAAUUGAUGAGCUUGUAAUAACUAUUCGUUCACCAUUAUCAAAGAAUGAUAGAUCCAAGUUCAACUCUGUACUUAUCAUAGAUGUACAUGCUCGAGAUAUUAUUGACAGUUUUGUCAGAGACAGUAUCAUGGAUGCCAAUGAGUUUGAAUGGGAAUCACAGCUCAGAUUUUACUGGGUAAAAGAGCCAGAUGAGCUGAUUGUACGUCAGUGUACUGGAGAGUUUGGUUACGGUUAUGAGUACAUGGGUCUCAAUGGACGUCUCGUCAUCACUCCACUGACGGAUAGAAUCUACCUGACACUUACACAGGCCUUGUCGAUGCAGCUUGGAGGAGCCCCUGCAGGACCGGCUGGUACAGGUAAAACAGAGACUGUGAAGGAUCUCGCCAAGGCCCUUGGUCUGCUCUGUGUCGUUACCAACUGUGGAGAGGGUAUGGACUACAAGGCUGUGGGUAAGAUCUACUCGGGAUUGUGUCAGUGUGGCGCCUGGGGAUGUUUUGAUGAGUUCAACCGUAUUGAUGUCUCUGUGUUGUCCGUCAUCUCCACUCAGCUAAAGACAAUUCAGAAUGCUCUAAUCCUUAAACUGAAGAGGUUUCAUUUUGAAGGUGUUGAAAUCAACAUAGAUCUUAGAGUUGGUAUUUUCAUCACCAUGAACCCUGGUUACGCUGGUCGUACAGAACUACCAGAGUCUGUGAAGGCACUGUUCCGUCCUGUAGUGGUAAUCGUACCAGAUCUACAACAAAUCUGUGAAAUCAUGUUGUUCUCCGAAGGUUUCCUGCUUGCAAAGGUAUUAGCAAAGAAGAUGACAGUAUUGUAUAAACUGGCCAAGGAGCAGUUGUCUAAACAAUACCAUUAUGACUUCGGGUUGAGAGCUCUCAAAUCUGUGCUUGUGAUGGCUGGAGAGUUGAAGAGAGGUGCCCCGGAACUCCACGAGGAUGUUGUACUGAUGAGAGCUUUAAGAGAUAUGAACCUGCCCAAGUUCGUGUUUGAGGAUGUACCACUCUUCCUGGGUCUGAUCGGUGACUUGUUCCCAGGCCUUGACUGUCCCCGUGUCCGGUAUCCCAACUUUAACGAUGCAGUGGAAGCCAUCUUGGAAGAAAAUGGAUAUGUUAUGUUGCCAGUACAGGUUGAUAAAGUUGUACAGAUGUACGAGACAAUGAUGACACGUCACACCACUAUGAUAGUGGGUCCGACAGGAGGAGGAAAAUCUGUCGUCAUUAACACACUAGCUCAGGCACAAACAAGAUUGGGAACCCAUACGAAGUUAUACACAAUUAAUCCAAAAGACCGAAGUGUGAUAGAAUUAUAUGGUAUCCUUGACCCUAUUACUCGUGACUGGACAGACGGUCUGCUGUCAAACAUCUUCCGUGAAAUCAACAAACCAACAGACAAGAAUGAGAAGAAGUACAUUGUAUAUGACGGUGAUGUUGAUGCAUUGUGGGUAGAGAACAUGAACUCUGUCAUGGAUGACAACCGUCUGAUGACACUGGCUAAUGGUGAGAGAAUCCGUCUGCAGAAACACUGUGCUAUGUUGUUUGAGGUGUUUGAUUUACAAUAUGCAUCUCCAGCUACUGUGUCUCGCUGUGGUAUGGUAUAUGUGGACCCCAAGAAUCUUGGGUAUGCACCAUACUGGACCAAAUGGCAAAACACUCGCACUGCUAAAGUUGAAAAAGACAAUCUGCAGAGACUAUAUGAUAAAUAUGUUCCAACCUUGGUAGACAUGGUGAUUGAAGGGGUUGUUGAUGGACGUCAAGGAGAAAAGAUGAAAACUAUUAUCCCUCUCACAAAUCUCAACCUUGUAACACAACUGUCCAAAAUGUUGGAUGCGAUCCUCGUCAAGGAGCUGCAAGAAGCAGAUGAGCUUGAGGCUGUGUUUAUACAGUCUCUGAUCUGGUCUGUAGGUGCCGGACUGCUGGAGGAGGGCAGAAUCAAGUUUGAUGCUCAAGUGAAAACAUUGGCAGCAAUGUCAAAUAUCACAGAUGAUGAAAAGAAUUUUGCUGGACUUGGUGAACUUCCUACAGCACAGCCAACUCUGUAUGAAUAUUUCUGGGACUUAGAACAGAAGAAAUGGGUGCCAUGGGCAAAACUUGUACCCAAAUAUGUGCAUAACCCUGGAAAGAAGUACAAUGAAAUCCUUGUACCAACUGUUGACACUGUGAGAACCACUUGGAUUCUUAAUCUCAUGAUUAAAAUCAAACGUCCAGUCGUACUGAUAGGUGAGACAGGUACAUCGAAGACAGCCACCAUUGCAGAUUUCCUACGUACCAUAGACCAGGAAUCACAUUUGUUGUUGAACAUGAAUUUCUCCAGUAGAACAACGUCGCUGGAUGUGCAGCGUAACCUCGAGGCUAACGUGGAAAAGAGAACAAAGGACACUUACGGUCCACCGCCUGGCAAACGUCUCCUCAUCUUUGUAGAUGAUAUGAACAUGCCUCAGGUUGACACAUAUGGAACACAACAACCUAUUGCAUUGUUGAAACUGUUGUUGGAAAGGGGAGGUUGCUAUGAUAGAGGUAAAGAUCUGAACUGGAAAAACAUGCGUGAUAUCGGCUAUCUCGCCGCCAUGGGUAAAGCUGGAGGUGGAAGGAACGAGACAGAUCCCAGAUUUGUAUCAUUGUUCUGUGUAUUCAACAUGACGUUCCCAUCAGAUGAAUCUCUGUUCAAGAUAUAUAACUCUAUCUUGUCAGGCCAUGCCCAGGCUCUCUCACCAGAUAUACAGGGAACUGUUUCAACCAUAACAAGAAUGACAAUGGCUCUAUACAGCAAAAUUAUCAAAGACUUGCCUCCAACACCAUCCAAGUUUCACUACAUCUUUAACUUGCGGGACUUAUCUCGUAUCUAUCAUGGAAUGUGCCUGACCACCUCAGAUAGGUUUACCAAAGUUGAACAGUUCUUGCGAGUGUGGAGGAACGAGUGUCUUCGUGUCAUCAGUGACAGACUCAUCAGUGAUACUGACAAAAUCUAUCUCAAUGACCAGCUGAAGGAGCUAUUAGAUGACAAUUUCAAGACACACACAGAGUUUGCGAUGCGAAACCCGUGCCUGUUUGGUGAUUUCCGUACUGCCUUGGAGGAGAGUGAACCAAGAUUGUAUGAAGAUAUACAAGAUUAUGAUGCUGCCAAAGCUUUAUUCCAGGAAAUUGCUGAGGAAUACAAUGAAAGUCAUACUGCCAUGAAUCUUGUGUUAUUUGAUGAUGCUUUAGAACAUUUAACACGCAUAUGUCGUGUAAUCCGUAUGGACCAGGGCCACGCCUUGCUUGUUGGUGUGGGCGGUAGUGGAAAACAGAGUUUGUGUAAACUGGCAUCAUUCACCUCUGGAUGUGAAGUGUUUGAGAUCCAACUGAGCAGAGGAUACAGUGAACAAUCAUUUAGGGAUGACUUGAAGAUUCUGUAUAACAAACUUGGAACGGAAAAUAAGAAAAUGGUGUUCCUGUUUACAGAUCAACAUGUCGCCGAAGAAGGAUUUUUGGAGAACAUCAAUAACAUGUUGACGUCUGGUAUGGUACCUGCACUGUAUCCUGAUGAUGAAAAAGAACAAAUUAUUGGAUCUAUCCGUCAGGAAGCAAUGAAUGCAGGAUCUGGUCAUGCACGUGAGAGUAUCUGGCAGUAUUUCGUUACCAAGUGUUCUAACAACCUACAUAUUGUACUUGCCAUGUCACCUGUUGGAGAUGCUCUCAGGACUCGCUGUAGAAACUUCCCAGGUAUGGUAAACUGUGCUAACAUUGACUGGUUUUUCCCGUGGCCAGAACAGGCUCUCUAUGCUGUAGCUAGUGUCUUCAUUUCACCAGAUAAUCCUCUGAUCGCUGAUGACAUGCGUGACCAUGUUGUUGAACACAUUGUCCUCGUACAUUCAAGUGUUGGAGACUACAGUAAGCUGUUUGCACAACGGCUCAGGAGGAGUAACUAUGUGACACCUAAAAACUACUUGGACUUUAUCAAUACAUACUUGAAACUUCUUCAAGAUAAGGACAAUUUCAUACAAGCACAGUGUGAUCGUCUGGCUGGAGGGUUACAGAAGAUUGCUGAAGCUAGUGAACAGCUUGCCAUCCUCAACGAGAAACUUGCCGUACAGAAAGUGGCAGUCACAGAGAAGACUGCCGCUUGUGAGGAACUGCUUAAGGUUAUUGCAUCUGGUACCAAACGUGCCACAGAGAAAAAGAAGUUGGCUGAGGCAAAGGGAAAAGAAAUUGCUGAAUCUAGCAAGAUCAUUGAAGUGGAAAAGAAAGAUGCAGAGGAAGCCCUCGCAGCGGCCCUUCCUGCACUGGAAGCUGCCAGGCUGGCUCUUGAUGACCUCGAUAAAUCUGAUGUCACUGAAAUUAGAUCAUUUGCCAAGCCCCCAAAAGCUGUGCAGACAGUGUGUGAAUGUGUUGUCAUUCUGAGAGGCAUACGUGAAGUUUCAUGGAAAUCUGCCAAGGCCAUGAUGGCUGAGGCAAACUUCUUGGCAGCCUUGAAAAAAAUGGAUGUAGACAGUAUCACACAAAAACAGACUGGAGCUACAAAAACCUUACUGAAGGAGAUAGAUAUCAGUAUAGAUGAGAUGAAGGCAGUCAGUAGAGCUGGUGCAGGUCUACUUAAGUUUGUUGACGCUGUUCUUGGUUAUUGUUCGGUGGCAAGAGAAAUCAAACCUAAACGAGAAAAGGUGGCAAAACUUGAGAGGAACUUCUUCCAAGCAAAGAGAGAUUUGGAUAAGAUCACGAAUGAAGUAAACUCUCUUGAGAAAGAACUAGCAGAUCUCAGUGUGAAAUAUGAGGAAGCCAUGGCAGAACAGAAGAAAUUAUCAGAUGAGGCAGCCAUUAUGGAACGUCGUUUAAUCGCUGCUGACAAACUUAUCUCUGGUCUCGGCUCAGAGAACAUCAGGUGGAAUAAUGACUUAGAGGACUUAAAGAAGAAGCGUGUACGAUUGCUAGGAGACUGUCUGAUUGGUUCAGCUUUUCUCAGUUACGUGGGAGCAUUUAGCUGGGAGUUCCGUAAUGAUCUGGUUCACAAGGAGUGGUUGAAGAACCUCCUGGACAAACAAGUCCCGCUUAGUGACCCCUUCAGACUGGAAGAUCUGCUGACAAAUGAUGUAGAAAUUAGCAAAUGGACAUCAGAAAAUCUUCCACCAGAUGAGCUGUCUAUACAGAAUGGUAUGCUUACAACCCGAGCCAGUAGAUUCCCUCUGUGUAUAGAUCCACAACAACAAGCACUCAACUGGAUCAAGAAGAAAGAAGAGGCCAACAAUCUCAAAGUAUGCACCUUCAAUGACCCAGACUUCUUGAAGCAGCUAGAGUUGGCUAUCAAAUACGGUUUCCCAUUCCUCUUUAAAGACGUAGAUGAAUACAUAGAUCCUGUCAUUGACAAUGUACUGGAAAAGAAUAUUAAAGGUGGUCAAGGUCGUGAGUUUGUUGUCCUCGGUGACAAGGAGGUGGACUAUGAUCCUAACUUUCGUUUGUACCUCAACACGAAACUGGCAAACCCAAAAUAUUCUCCCAACGUGUUUGGUAAAUCCAUGGUCAUCAACUACACUGUAACACUGAAGGGUUUAGAGGACCAGUUGCUGAGUGUUAUUGUGAAGUUUGAAAGACGAGAGCUGGAGGAGCAACGUGAACGUCUCAUCCAGGAGACCAGUAUGAACAAAAAGCUUCUGAAAGACCUUGAGGAUUCACUGCUUCGAGAGUUGGCACAGUCCCAGGGUAACAUGUUAGAUAACACAGAACUUAUCCAGACACUGGAGGAGACAAAGACCAAAGCUACAGAGGUAUCAGAGAAGUUGAAGCUGGGAGCCAAAACAGCCCAGGAUAUUGAUAAACUGAGAGAUGGGUACCGUCCUGCAGCUAGGAGAGGAGCCAUCUUGUUUUUCGUGUUGGCAGACCUGUCGUCUAUCAACAGCAUGUACCAGUACUCCCUGUCUUCAUACCUCGAGGUGUUUGAGUUCUCACUAAAGAAGAGUAUGCCAGAUACAAUCCUCCAGAAACGAUUGAAGAAUAUAAUGGAAACAUUGACACAUAAUGUAUAUGACUACGGUUGUACAGGUAUAUUUGAGAAACAUAAGCUGCUGUUUUCAUUCCAAAUCUGUAUCAAGUUAGAACAAGAUCUCCAACAUGUACAACAAGAGGAACUCGACUUCUUCAUCAAGGGUAAUAUUGCAUUAGAGAAGAGCAGACGCAAGAAACCAUUUGGCUGGUUCCCAGAGGAGGGCUGGGAAGAUGUGAUCCGAUUGGCUGAGGUGUUCCCAGAUAAAUUUGGUUCCCUGCUUGAAGAUAUUGAAAAGAAUGAGAAGGCUUGGAAGAGGUGGUAUGACCAUGACACUCCGGAAUCUCAACCAUUCCCAUUGAAGUACCAAGACGGUCUUCAAGGAUUCCAGCGCCUCAUGUUACUCCGGUGCUUCCGUGUGGAUCGUAUAUACAGAGCCAUCACAGAGUAUGUUACCAAGUGCAUGGGUGAGAAAUAUGUUACCCCACCCAUCAUCAGUUAUGAAGCUAUAUAUGAGCAGAGCACUCCGAUGUCACCGAUCGUGUUUAUCCUCAGUCCAGGUUCCGAUCCAGCCAGUGAUCUCAUGAAGCUUGCAGAAAGAAUUGAAUUUGGAAGCAACAAGAUCAAGUUCUUGUCUAUGGGUCAAGGUCAAGAAAAGGUUGCCUUGCAACUGCUGGAGACAGCAAUAUCUCGUGGUCAGUGGUUGAUGUUACAAAACUGUCACUUGUUGGUCAAGUGGUUACGAGACUUGGAGAAACAGCUAGAGAAGUUGACUAAGCCUCAUCCAGACUUCAGACUCUGGCUGACCACAGAACCAAUUCUUGCUUUCCCUAUAGGUAUCCUGCAGAGAUCUCUCAAGGUUGUCACAGAACCUCCUAAUGGAUUGAAGCUGAACUUACGUAACACAUACCACAAAAUUUCCAACACCGCACUGUCGGAGUGCCCCAACCAGGCAUUCCCAUCUCUCAUAUUCGUGCUCGCAUUCUUCCAUGCUGUGGUACAAGAGAGAAGGAAGUAUGGCAAGAUUGGCUGGAAUAUUUCAUAUGACUUUAAUGAAUCAGACUUCUCAGUGUGUAUGGAGAUAUUGAAGACAUAUCUGCAAAAAUCAUUCGACCUCGGUGAGACUAAAAUACCUUGGAACAGUUUGAAAUACCUGAUUGGUGAGGUUAUGUAUGGAGGUCGUGCCAUUGACAACUUUGAUCGUCGUGUACUGAACACCUACAUGAAUGAAUACAUGGGAGACUUCAUCUUUGACACAUUCCAACCUUUCCACUUCUAUCAUAAUGAAGAGGUUGAUUACAGGAUCCCAGAGGACGGUCCUCGAGAUAACUAUACUGAUUACAUAGAAGAGUUGCCACUAGCUAACACUCCCGAGGUGUUUGGCCUGCACCCUAAUGCUGAGAUUGGGUAUUACACUCAGGCUGCCAGGGACAUGUGGCUACACUUAGUGGAACUACAACCACAGACAGGUGAGAGUUCAUCUGGCAUAAGUCGUGAAGACUUUAUUGAGAAAAUUGCCAGCGAUGUGGAAGGUAAAAUUCCUGAAGAGUUUGAACUGGACAAGAUUCGUAAGAGAUUUGGAGUUGAGAUCUCACCCACAACAGUUGUGUUGUUGCAGGAGCUCGAGAGAUGGAAUGCUUUGGUGAACAGGAUGAAAAAAUCAUUGGUUACACUGAAGAGGGCUUUGGCUGGUGAGGUGGGUAUGUCCAGUGAGUUGGAUGAUGUAGCAAGGUCACUGUUCAAUGGUCAGAUUCCAGCAAUUUGGCGCAGACUCGCACCAGAGACCCUGAAGUCACUUGGCAACUGGAUCAUCCACUUUGAGCAUAGAUAUAAACAGUAUAAUGGCUGGGUGAAUGAAGGGGAACCAGCAGUCAUGUGGCUGUCCGGCCUUCAUAUCCCAGAAUCCUACUUAACUGCUCUUGUACAAGCCACGUGCAGGAAGAACGGCUGGCCUCUGGACAAAUCUACUCUGUACACCUCCGUCACAAAAUGGACACAACCUGAUGAGGUCACUGAAAAAGCACAUCAAGGCCUGGGUAACAUCAUGUCAGGUGAUACUAGUAGCUUUGCCAACAUGAAAGGUUGCUUUGUACAUGGUCUGUAUCUAGAGGGUGCCGGCUGGGAUCGAGAUGAGAUGUGCCUCGUUAAACAAAAGCCCAAACAGUUGAUACAAGAGUUACCCAUCCUGAAGAUUAUACCCAUAGAAGCCCACAGGCUUAAACUGCAGAAUACAUUUCGUACUCCAGUGUAUGUUACAUCACAGAGACGUAAUGCUAUGGGAGUUGGUCUGGUAUUUGAGGCUGACCUGGCCACAACAGAGCACAUCAGUCACUGGGUACUACAGGGUGUCUGUCUCACACUCAAUACAGACUAGAUCUACAGUUCAAAUAAAGAAUGACAAUUUCAGAAACUGUUCAGUCUAAAACGUUAUAUUGUGCAUUAAAGUGAAUGGGAAUUGUGAAAAACAUUCUGUGACCGGUUUUAUCCACACUUCACUAUUUUGUAUUGCUUAUAGACGCAUUUUCUUUAAUACAUUCGUCUGGUUUAGAGCUCAAAAUAUCUUCAAGAGUAACAUAUUGGUUGUUAAAGUAUUGUUUUGAUAUAACAAAAUGAAUUUUCAUAAGAGUUAUAUGUGAUAUUUGGUUUGUUCUUUUCUAUGUUCCAUACCGUAAUAUAUUCCUUAAAGGUCCUAUUUACUGCUUAUCCUUUGAUUAUAGAUCUCCAUAAGUCUGUGAUACUUUAAAAUGCUAUUUAUUAAAUAUUUAUGGUUUUGAAAUAAUUUGUUUACAUACAGUAUCUAUUUUUGCCAAAAUGUUGGAUAUGAAAUUUUAUGAUAUCUAGAAUUCAUUGCAUUUUGUUGUGGGCUUUAUUUUGUAACAGUUAAAAAAAAAACAUUUUUAUUGUGUUAAAGCCCUCUAUGCUUCAGUGGUAUCUCUGUAUGAUUUUUUUUUUAUGUGUACUUUAAUAAAUUUUGUAAAUGAGUGCAACAUUUCGUCCAUAGUUUUGAGAUUGUUUAGAAACUUUAUUUUAAAUAAAUAAAAUUUAUUGUUUACUUGAAAAAGGGGCAAAAUAUGAAUGAUUGCAUCAAAGUAUUAUGAUAUGUUUGUUUAAAAGAAUUAAUGCUGUUUAAAAGUUAAAAUUUAUUCUAUUAUAAUUCUGAAAUGUGAUAUCCACGUUUCGUCCAUACAAAGUUGUAAGAUGAUCUGAAAUAUGAUGUCCACAUUCUGUCUUUACAAAGUUCUACAAUAAUGCUGAAAUGUGAUAUCCACAUUCUGUCCAUUUAAUGUUAUACAGUAACAGUAAUUCUGAACUGUGAUAUCCACAUUCUGUCCAUACAAAGUUCUACAAUAAUUGUGAACUUGAUAUCCACAUUCUGUCCAUACAAAGUUCUACAAUAAUUCUGAACUGUGAUAUCCACAUUCUGUCCAUACAAAGUUAUGAAAUAAUUUUGAAUUAUGAUAUCCACAUUCUGUAUUUACAAAAGUUCUACAAUAAUGCCACAUUCCGUCCAUGCAAAGUAUUUAUUUUGUAACAAAAUUUUCUGUACUUGUGAUAAUUAUUUGUUUUGAAAUGUUGUUUUAAUUAGCACAGGUAUGUCAGUUUUGUUUAUUAUAUACAUUGAUGAAUAAAAUUAAGUAACAAUGUUUAAUCACUUUACCGUGUAUCAGUAUUGAUAAAGUUAUUAUUUUCUGUUUUAAGGAAUAAAUUCUCAAUUCCGUCUAAAUUGUUUUGUUCAAGUUGUCUUAAUGUGAAAGAAUAAAAAAUAGAAACAUCAGAA